ACUAAAAUUUUUCUUUUCAAAAGCACACCUGAAGCGAGACAAGGAUGCCAUGUCAGAGCAAAGCAAUGCCAAACAGAGAAUUUCACUUUGAGAAUUCCUCAGAACCCUAAUUUGUCACCUCUCUCUCCGACACCGCACCAUCUCGUGCCCCUCAAAAUUCUCUCCCCAUAUAUAUCUACACAUAUCUGUAUAUCUGAAAUUUUCACUCGAAUUCACACACUUCCAUAUAUUUGACUCACCUCCCACCGGAAAGUUUAAUCUCCGACAGAUCUCUGUCAUGGCAACCAACCCGCCGGAAGGAUACUCCGACGACUUCCUUGAGCAAAUACUCGCGCUUCCUUCUUAUGGUGGCUUGGCGGGAACCGAGGGGAACUCAGCGCAAACGGCGCCGUUGACGACGGUGUCCCAGCUCAGCUCCGGUGACGUCGCCGCCGGCGGUGGAUUCCAGCAGCAGCUGUUUCCGCUGGGGUUGAGCUUAGAUAACGGCCGAGAUGACGUUGAUGGCGGAGGUUUUGCAGGGAGGAGUGAGAGAGACCCUACAAAUAUGGCAAGCUUGUUUCCGGCGUUUGAACAUUUACAGCCUCAUUCAGUCCGGCACACUGCUCCUCACUUUCAGCAGCCUUUGCAUGGCCGACCAGCUCCGAGCACAACUGUCACCAUGUCACACCCACCUGCGAUCCGUCCAAGGGUGCGAGCUCGACGGGGACAAGCCACAGAUCCCCAUAGUAUAGCUGAACGGUUGCGUAGAGAAAGGAUAGCAGAGAGAAUAAAGGCUUUGCAAGAACUUGUUCCCUGCUGCACCAAGACAGAUAGGGCUGCCAUGCUUGAUGAAAUUCUGGAUUAUGUGAAGUUCUUAAGGCUCCAAGUCAAGGUUUUAAGCAUGAGUAGGCUAGGUGGAGCAGGAGCAGUGGCACAACUUGUGGCCGACAUACCGCCGCCAUCAGUUGAGGGAGACACCAGUGAAGGUGGAUGCAAUUGGAACUGGGAUAAGUGGUCGAAUGAUGAGACAGAGCGGGAAGUUGCUAAGCUCAUGGAAGAAGAUGUUGGAGCUGCCAUGCAAUUCCUCCAAUCCAAAGCACUUUGCAUAAUGCCCAUUUCACUUGCCAAGCUAAUCUAUCCUACUCACCAACCAGAUGCCCCCACUCUUGUCAAACCCGAACCAAACGCCCUGUCAUGAACCUCAAAUUCCCAAUGGCCUCAAAAUGUCUCUCUCACCUCCAUAUCCCUAUCUAUCGUCACCCAUAUAUAUAUAUUUAUGUAUUAUUUAUGUAUGUAUAUAUCCUUGGCAUUAUGUGGCAGUGCAAUCAAAGUCAGAUGCCACAAUUUUGCUUUUGCCCUCUCCUCCUAAUAUGUGUCAAAUAAGGUGUGAUGUCAAAACUUGAAGACAACAAAGAAAUGAAUGACACUUCAUUGUUUGUUGCCAUGGUCAAGCGGAGGAAUAGAUUUUACUAUAUGUGCCUACCUCAUUUUGCUGUGGAAUUGUGGGGCCCACUCCCUUUGACAGUGGUGGGUAUUGUGAAAGAGAUGGAUGAUGGUAAAUAUGAUGUACUUUAAUAGAAUAAUUGAGAUUAUGGAUAAUGCAUUUUAAGAGAAUAGUUGAUAUGGAUGGUGGUAGGUCCUUUUCGAGAGGCACCUUUGUUUUUUUAAUUUGGUUAGUGGGGUGUGUUCCCUAAAAGUAACUUGAGCUUUUAUCAAAUCUCUAAAAAGUAAUGAUGAAUUAUUUGGGUGGCUCUUCCGAGCUUGAGUAGAUGUUGUCAAGAGAGUCUUCUCGUGGCUAUAGUCAUGAACUUUUUUUAUUGACCUUUGGAUUGAGA
Messenger RNA from Cornus florida, 1814 nucleotides. RefSeq names its product transcription factor UNE12-like. Gene Ontology annotation, molecular function: RNA polymerase II cis-regulatory region sequence-specific DNA binding; protein dimerization activity; DNA-binding transcription factor activity, RNA polymerase II-specific. Gene Ontology annotation, cellular component: nucleus. Bases 278 to 1177 code for a protein of 299 amino acids. The transcript has 7 exons. The record is from RefSeq and is a predicted model, not a curated record. Gene Ontology annotation, biological process: regulation of transcription by RNA polymerase II. Lineage: Eukaryota; Viridiplantae; Streptophyta; Magnoliopsida; Cornales; Cornaceae.